Molecule: messenger RNA, 539 nt
Organism: Nilaparvata lugens (brown planthopper)
Lineage: Eukaryota; Metazoa; Arthropoda; Insecta; Hemiptera; Delphacidae
Product: 52 kDa repressor of the inhibitor of the protein kinase-like
Exons: 3
Coding region: 171-539 (122 amino acids)
Molecular function (GO): sequence-specific DNA binding
Source: RefSeq, a predicted model, not a curated record
UCAAAUAUAAAUAUUAAUGUCGCCUUGUGUUGUCAAAAUGUAGCUUGCAUCAGAGUUGAUUAAUGUUUUUCCAAUCAUUGAAUAUUAAUAAUCAUUAUACAGUAUACUAUUACAAAAAAUAUUAAAUUUGAUUUAAUUCUAUUCUAUGUUGUAAUAGUAUUUAUUGAAAUAUGACAAAAUUAGGAGCACGUUGGUGCUCAGCACCAGGUUGUACGCAAAAUUCAAAAAAGGAUUCAAAGAUGACCUUUUUUCGUUUUCCGAAGCAGAAAGAGCGAGCAAGAAUAUGGGUUGCUAAUAGUGGACGAGAAGAUUUAGAAGGGAAAGAUGCGAACUAUUUGUACGAAAACUGUAAAUUAUGCAGUCUUCACUUUCAAAAAAAUAUGUUUGCUAAUUUUAUGAAAAAUAGAUUGAAGGAAGAUGCGGUUCCAACGUUGUUCAAUCUUCCCAAAUCAGUUUUGACAGAUGAGACUGAAGAUCUGCAAUGUGAGGCAAGUGGAAGAAAAAGAAAAUGUACUUCUGUUGAGACGGAACUAAUUUGA